AUGGCGGCGCUGGGCCGCGCCGGGCGGGCGCGUCGCGGGCUGGUGACGCGGCGGCGGGGCGCGGGGAGGAGGAGGAUGGGGACGGGGACGGGGCUGUGAGAGCGGCCGCCGCGCCGGACCCUCCGCGCCGGGGCUGCGGGCUGCCACCGGGCCCCGCCGCUGCCUUGCGAGUCGGAGGUAGUGAUAAAGAAAAUAUCAAGAUGAGCAAAAAGCCUCCAAAUCGUCCUGGAAUCACUUUUGAGAUUGGUGCUCGUUUGGAGGCACUGGACUAUUUACAAAAAUGGUAUCCAUCUCGUAUUGAGAAGAUAGAUUAUGAAGAGGGGAAGAUGUUGGUCCAUUUUGAACGUUGGAGUCAUCGCUACGAUGAGUGGAUUUACUGGGACAGCAAUAGGUUGCGACCCUUGGAGCGACCAGCAUUAAGGAAAGAAGGGCUGAAAGAUGAUGAAGAAUUUGUUGAUUUUAAGCCUGGAGAAGAAGUCCUAGCUCGUUGGACAGACUGUCGAUAUUACCCUGCAAAGAUUGAAGCAAUUAAUAAAGAGGGAACAUUCACAGUGCAGUUCUAUGAUGGUGUUAUUCGAUGUCUUAAGAGGAUGCAUAUCAAAUCUAUGCCAGAGGAUGCAAAAGGGCAGGCGCGCGAGAGGGAGCAGAUAGCGCCGGAGCUGAGAUUAGUGACGGAAAUCGAACCAAAAGAAGACUGGAUAGCUUUGGUCAAAGCUGCUGCUGCUGCAGCAGCCAAGAACAAAGCAGGAAGUAAACCCAGAACCAGCGCAAACAGCAAUAAAGAUAAAGAGGACAGAAAAUGGCUAAAAGUUCCCUCAAAAAAGGAAGAAACCUCAACCUCUGCAAUCAUGCAGGAAGUCCAAAAGAAGGAAGAGGAGCCUACAUCUAGUGACACAUUUGUAGGAUUUCCUGUAGUGGAUGUUCCAAAGAUGGCCUUUGUUCAGGCUGAGAGCACAUUAUCGCACAAGAGGAAAAGUAAUCUAGGCAACUCAUUUCAGGCAAAGAGAGCUCGUCUUAACAAGAUCACUGGUUUAUUGGCAUCCAAAGCUGUUGUUGCGGAUGGUGCUGAAAAAAAGGAAGGCAACAAAGAAACAGCUCCAGUCCUGGAGCAGGAGAUUUCACCUAAACCACAAAGUCAGAAAAAAAAUGAAGCUGAUAUUAGCAGUUCUGCCACCAUUCAGAAACCUGCACUGUUAUCCUCAACUUUGUCUUCAGGAAAGGCUCGCAGCAAGAAAUGCAAACAAGAAUCUGGAGAUUCUUCUGGGUGUAUAAAAGCCCCUAAAUCACCACUUUCCCCAGAAUUAAUACAAGUCGAGGAUUUGACGCUGGUCUCUCAGCUUCCUUCUUCUGUGAUAAAUAAAACUAGUCCAUCACAGCCAGUGAAUUCCCCUAGAUCCUACAAACAUAGCCAACGGAGAAGAAGAUCACAGCGUUUAGCCACUUGCUCCUUGCCUGAUGAUUCUGUAGAAAAAGUUUCUUCUCCCUCUUCAGUUACUGAUGGAAAAGUGUUCUCCAUCAGUGGUCAAAACCAACAGUCAUCAAAAUUGGAGGUACCUGCUGUUGCUCAUAUGUCACUUGAGAAGCACGGACCGUGUCUCCCUCUCGAUUUAAGCUGUAGUUCGGAAGUUACAGCACCAUUAUCCACAGAAUCCACUUUCCGUAACGAAUAUACCAGUAAAGACAAGGAAGAUAUUCAGAUGAUUACAUAUCUUUCUUCCAAAGCAGUAAUUGAUGGAAGAGUAGCUACAACAGCGUCAGCACCCUCGUCCCAUGUACAUGCCUUGCAUCUGGAAAUGCCUUUAACCAAUAGUCUAAAGUUAUCCAAAGGGAAUAGUAGAAAAAAGAGGUCAUCCACAUCAGUGAGCUCUGAAGGGACAGAGAUACUGUGCUCUGUGCCCCUAAAGGAGAAAUGUUCUGAGAGUCUGAAGGAGAAAAUAUUAAAGAACGUGAUUGAGAAGGACAAGCAUUCAGAAGUUGGUGCAGUGAGAAUGGAAAGAAAAGGAAAACUGGAAGAGAAAAAUUCUUCAGCAUAUGGUAAAAAGAAAGAAAAGGAAAAGGAGAAAAAAGAGAAGAAGGAGAAAGAUCAUAAAUCAAAACAGAAAAAGAAGAAGAAAAAAAAGAAGAAAUCUAAACAGCAUGAUUAUUCCGAUUAUGAAGAUAGUUCUGUUGAAUUCUUGGACAGAUGCUCAUCUCCAUUAACACGGUCCUCGGGCAGCUCUCUGACUUUGCGCAGCAUGUUCUCGGAGAAGAACACGUCGUACCAGUAUCCAAGAGCUAUCUUGUCUGUUGACCUUAGUGGAGAAAACCUUUCAGAUGUGGAGUUCUUGGAUGACUCCUCUACAGAGAGUUUGUUACUCAGUGGCGAUGAAUACAAUCAGGAUUUUGAUUCAACUAACUUUGAAGAGUCUCAGGACGAAGAUGAUGCUCUCAAUGAAAUUGUUAGAUGCAUUUGUGAACUGGAUGAAGAAAAUGGCUUUAUGAUUCAGUGUGAAGAGUGCUUGUGUUGGCAGCACAGCGUGUGCAUGGGGCUGCUGGAGGACAGCAUUCCGGAGCAGUACAUCUGCUACAUCUGUCGAGAUCCACCAGGAGAAAAAGGUCAUUCACAAUAUCAGUAUUUUAAAGUGUAUUGGGAUAAUGGGCAGAAAGGAGAUAGACAGGGUAUUCUUCUGAAAGGUCAGAGGUGGAGUGCCAAAUAUCUUUAUGAUAAAGACUGGCUGAACAAUGGACACAUGUGUGGAUUAUCCUUUUUGAAAGAAAACUACUCUCACCUUAAUGCCAAAAAGAUUGUGUCAACACAUCACCUACUGGCAGAUGUAUAUGGUGUGACUGAAAUAUUGCAUGGACUUCAACUGAAGAUUGGGAUAUUAAAAAAUAAACAUCACCCAGACCUUCAUCUCUGGGCUUAUUCAGGGAUGCGAAAAGAACAGGAACAAAUAACUGUUGGGGUAGAGAAAAAAUCGGUGACUUUGCCAGAUGUCGUUAAUCCACCUGAAAGGACGUGUCACAGUCAAAACCAUAGAGAGCCACCCUGUAAACCCCAGAAGAUGGAAGAAACGUACAUCACAAGUGAGCACAGUUACCAAAAACCUCAGAGUUUUGGUCAAGAAUGCAAAGCAGUCACUGACCCUAUGAGCUCAGAUGAUGAAGAUACAAGUAGUUUUGAGGAAGAUCAGGAAUUUCACACAGAGAAUAAAAACUGUUUACAAUAUUCAUUUAAAGAUGAUGGCAUGAAUGAGCAGAAUUCUGCUGAAGGAAACACUGUGUUUGUUUGCAAUGAAAGAAAAGGCUCAGAGGAACAAGUGGACACACAUCUUCAAUGGCAGCUAAACCUCCUCACCCACAUAGAGAAUGUACAGAACGAAGUCACCAGCAGAAUGGACCUGAUUGAAAAAGAAGUUGAUGUUCUAGAAAGCUGGCUCGACUUCACUGGAGAACUGGAACCACCAGAUCCUCUGGCCAGAUUGCCUCAGCUCAAGCGACGUAUCAAACAGCUCUUAAUUGACAUGGGGAAAGUACAGCAAAUAGCAACGCUUUGCUCUGUAUGACAAAAGGAAGAAUAAAGAAAUAAAAAUAGGUUCUUUACAGUGAAUUUUCUUACUAGCCACAAGACUGACAGGAAGAUAACAACAAGCUGAGCAUUUAUCUGGUUCUUUGCUGAUUACAUUAAUAGCCUGAAGCUUUAGAGAGAGGAGAGGAAAUGUAGAUUAAGGAAUCUGUUAUAUUGAAAAUCUGAAUAUUUGUGUCCAAGCUUCAAAAUGUGAUACAUUACAUUCUGAGAAACGUGGAUGUGAUUUUUAACAUGCUAAACAAGACAAUUCCCACAGAUAAGAAAGCUGAAGCGACGAAACCUCUGCGAAGAACAGCGCUACGGGUUUGAAACCUUUGGUAAAACGUUCUAAACUUGCAGAAGUCAACUGGUGAAAAAUUCUUGGGAACUGCUUUUUUAUUGAAUUCCUUUUCUCUUGCUAGUGAAAGAUAGACACAGAGAGAUCUAUAUCCUCUCUAUAAGGAAAGUUUUUUAGAUUAUUUCCUUCUCUCAUGAAUGUUCAGGAAAAUGAACGUACCUGCUAUGAUUUAUUUUUUUUUGAAAGAAAUUGCUGAUCAUUGUCUCCUUUUUAAAAUAUUUUUUUAACUAGAAAUCCUUAUUACAGCACCCUUAGGCUCCUUUAAGUGGCAAAUAGUGGUCAGAUGUGCCAAAUAAUAUUAAAACCACUGGGAUGAGAGUUUGUGACUUACAUGAAGGUUUUUUUCCCUGAAGUCCUACUUGGUGCCAGCAAUCCAUCCAAAAUUGUAUCUAGUUUAUAUUUUUUUUAUGUUCUCUUGCAGUAUUCAGGAUUCAAGGUACAAUUUUUGUCCUGGGUAGUUGAGUUCUGGUGUUCACCCUCUGAAACGUUACCAUCCUCAGCUGGGAUGAGGAAUGACGAGAGCAGCAAAACUGUCUGUGGCUGUGAAUAUGCGAAACCACUGGAAUAAAUAUCACACGAUAAUGUCACCCAAGAUGUUUUUGUAAAAUCAUUCGCCUUCAGUGAAUGAAACAUCACAAAACCAAAGGCAACCUACUUGAUUUAUUAGCUCUUGCUGGAUUUGGAGCCCAGGACUUUCCCUGUGCUUACAAGUUGCCGCUGUACCCAGUGCUACAUACGUAUGUGUAUGUAUAUGUGUAUAGAAACACAUGUACAUAUAUACAUACUAUAUACAUUUAUAUCUACACAUGUCUAGUUUUAUUACAAUAGACUAUUAAAACUGGUGGUUAACAUGAAAUGUUACCUUUUAACAAGCAGUUUCUAAAAUUGAAAAUAAUGUAUGUACAGGUUUUGAAAUUUGUAAAAUAUGACUGUUAAAAGGAGGCUAUUUAACUGAUGACAUUAAGAUACUUGAACGUUUUAUGCCUCAUGUCUGUUUAUCAGUUCUAGUUAUCUGUAUAAAUGCAUUUUAGAACCGAUAGACAGUAAACUUGAAUUUACCUUUUGAUAAGAGUACAAGCCACUGUACAUUCAAAAAUUAUUUAAAUUUGCAAACACACUGUUCUAUAUGUAAGGUACUGUAUGUAAAACUGUUUAUUAAAACUAUUCUGCAUACUCUA
Molecule: messenger RNA, 5083 nt
Organism: Columba livia (rock pigeon)
Lineage: Eukaryota; Metazoa; Chordata; Aves; Columbiformes; Columbidae
Gene: PHF20L1
Product: PHD finger protein 20 like 1
Exons: 23
Coding region: 201-3545 (1114 amino acids)
Biological process (GO): regulation of transcription by RNA polymerase II
Cellular component (GO): NSL complex; nucleus
Source: RefSeq, a predicted model, not a curated record